Manis pentadactyla (Chinese pangolin) is the source of this 3867-nucleotide messenger RNA. RefSeq names its product ankyrin repeat domain 34A (gene ANKRD34A). The transcript has 2 exons. The record is from RefSeq and is a predicted model, not a curated record. Bases 1533 to 3023 code for a protein of 496 amino acids. NCBI's taxonomy places the organism in Eukaryota, Metazoa, Chordata, Mammalia, Pholidota, Manidae. Gene Ontology annotation, molecular function: protein binding.
UGGUAGCUAGUAAAAAAUGAGUAGCUUCCCUGCAAAUAUCUCUCUCUCUCUCCUCCAAGAACAUUAUUUCUAGCAUUUUGUGUCUGGUGGCUGGCAGCCUCUGCAUUAUCUGAGGUGAGCUUUCCAAAUCCUUAGGAUUUUUUUCCUUGUCCCUCACUUCCCCGGAUGCCUUACAGCUGGCACAAACUUAUUCCUAAAAUAUGCAGAUGGAAGCUAUGGUAACCAUGGAGACAGGGCCCGUGGCAAAACUAGGCAGAGACAGUAGAGCGACCAAUUUCAACAGAAACAGAGAGAGAAGACUUGAGCCAUUUGGCAAGCAAGAUGGAAAAAUUGUGAGUCUAAGCAAGACUGAGAGCAAAGAGAAGCAAUGAAAAAGGGUGUGUUACAAGGGUCGCUCUUUGCAUGGCCCCUUUUCUAUAUCCCUACCCCUAUCCCAAGAAUAUGGCGAGGAGGCAUCUGGGAAUGCCCCCUUGCUGUAUCUAAAAAUGACCCCAGAUAUCCACUCUCUUCAUACUUAUCUAAGAGGUCUGUACAGGGGAGCUGAGGUCCAAGUUUAUCUAUGCUAUGUGUUCCAUUUUGGGGGAGGUGGAGUGAGGAUGUACUGCUGUGUCGGACUCCAGCUCUCCCUGACAUUUAGACUAGGAGAAAACAGCCAGAUCUCUUGCCUCUGUCUACACAUUAUGGACUCCAGCUGUGGAUCCCAAUCGCCAUUCUCCACCCCUCUGCACAGUGUGCCACGUGCCCUGUGCGGUAGGUCAGGUCUGGCGCACAAGGCUUGCAUAAACACACCAAGCGCAGAGAAUGGGAAUCUGCUGGAGCUCAACGAAAACUGGGAUGGUCCCAGUCGCGGUGGUGGAGGAGUCUCCUAAGGAAGUCUUAGGUUUCGGAGGCUGAGGGGAGGUCGGCUAAGCGUGGUAAAUCAGGAUUGGAGCCUCUAGGUUUUGAGCGUUUCUUUCUGCACGGGUGGGGGAACGGUUUGGUGCACGACGCCCCCACCCGCUGAGACUAGGCUAUAAAUAGCAAGGCAGAGCUCCGCCUCCCCCCCCCUCAGCUUCUCUCCUCCCGAGCCGGCGCCGUGCCCGGGGCGCACCGGGAGGAGGGACAAGGACCCAGAGCCCGGGCGCAGAUAUUGACACCAAGGGAAUCCGGGUGCCCCCCCCGUCCGCCGCCAUGGGGGCCCCGGGGAACCCGGCUCCGCCACCCUGGCUGCCCCGCAGCCCUGGCCUCAGUCUUGGCCAGGCGGAGAUCCUGCGGACAUUCAGGCAUGCAUGCGCUAGGAGGAAGGGGCGGCUCAGAGGCACGAGUUAGAAGAAGGGCUGUGUGCGGUGCGGUGGAGAUCGCCAUCCCACGCCAGAUCUUUUUACCGGUGCCUCAGUUUCCCUGCCUGAAUCCGUCAAUAAGAUCUCUUUCUGGCAGGGAUUGGCUUCGUCACUGAGUCCUCAGGCCUCUGCCAGCCACCAUCCCCACACCUCUAGCCAUCCUCGGCAAGUCCCAGUCUCAGCUCCACCGGUGCUCUCGCCCCCGCCGCAACUAUGCUGCACACCGAGGGCCACGCUCUUCUCCGGGCCGUGGGUCAGGGUAAGCUACGCUUGGCCCGUUUGCUUCUCGAGGGGGGCGCCUACGUGAAUGAGGGUGAUGCCCAGGGGGAGACUGCGCUAAUGGCAGCCUGUCGAGCCCGCUAUGACGACCCUCAGAACAAGGCUCGCAUGGUACGCUACCUUCUGGAGCAAGGCGCGGACCCCAACAUCGCAGACCGCCUAGGGCGCACCGCUCUCAUGCACGCCUGCGCCGGGGGUGGGGGCGCCGCCGUGGCCUCGCUGCUCCUUGCCCACGGCGCAGACCCCUCAGUCCGAGAUCACGCGGGCGCCUCGGCGCUUGUCCACGCCCUGGACCGCGGGGACCGCGAGACCCUUGCCACGCUGCUGGACGCCUGUAAGGCCAAGGGCACGGAGGUCAUCAUCAUCACCACUGAUACCUCGCCCUCGGGAACCAAGAAGACCCGGCAGUAUCUCAAUUCCCCACCGUCCCCAGGGGUGGAGGAUCCCGCUCCCACUUCUCCUAGCCCAGGGGUCUGCACGUCGCCUUCGGAAAUCCAACUGCAGACUGCAGGAAUAGGAGGACGAGGGUUGUUAUCCCCUCGCGCCCAGGAAGAAGAAGAGAAGCGGGAUGUAUUUGAAUUCCCUCUUCCUAAGCUCCCUGAUGAUCCCUCCCCUCCUGAGCCGCUCCCCAAACCACCCCGUCACCCUCCAAAACCACUCAAAAGGCUCAACUCAGAGCCCUGGGGCCUAGUGGCCCCUCCUCAACCGGUCCCGCCCGCGGAAGGGAGGCCGGGGAUCGAGCGUCUGGCUGUGGAAUUCAACGGCCUGACCCUGACCGGUCGACCCCGUCUUUCCAGACGUCACAGCACUGAAGGCCCAGAGGACCCGCCCCCGUGGGCGGAGAAAGUGACGGGUGGGGGUCCUCUCUCUCGCCGAAACACAGCGCCGGAAGCUCAGGAGGCUUGUCCUCCUUCAGGGCUGAGGCAGAAACUGAGCCGUAUUGAGCCAGUGGAGCUAGACAGCCCCGGGAAUAUUUGCCCUGACUCCCCGGAGUGCAGUCGCCUGUCCUCGGAGCGCCGUCGGUACAGCGCCUCCCCGCUGACCCUCCCUCCAGCCGGCUCGGCUCCCUCCCCGCGCCAGUCUCAGGAGAGUCUCCCUGGUGCUGUGUCUCCGCUGAGUGGACGGAGGCGUAGUCCGGGACUGCUGGAGCGUAGGGGCUCCGGGACGUUGCUCCUGGACCACAUCGCGCAAACGCGGCCUGGUUUCCUGCCCCCUCUUAACGUCAGCCCCCACCUCCCCAUCCCCGACAUUCGUCCUCAACCUGGAUGUCGGGCGCCUUCGUUGCCCGCUCCUCCCCAAGCCGGGGCGCCAGGCUCUCCUAGGACCAAGCGCAAGUUGGUGAGGCGCCACUCCAUGCAGACUGAGCAAAUCCGCCUGCUAGGGGGCUUCCAGAGUUUAGGCGGGCCAGGGGAGCCAGGGCGCUGAGAGGAGUGAAAGGAGUCAAGAAGGAGGGUGGGGAUGAGGAACUUGACGGGACAGGUGGGAGAAUCAGCUCACACACAAACCACAGACACUGGGUGACUUGCAUGUGUUCAUGGACACUGCGCAUGCGCACACGGGUAAACGUGUCCACAAGCACAGUGCUUUUACUUGCACGGAAGGGUAAGUGUUUAUUUACGGGGCAUAUAGACACAUGCAUUCAUGUCCUAGUCACUUCACAUGCAUAGGGGAGUUACUCGUGUACCCACAGGCAAGGCACACACAGGACCACUUGUGUGAGGGCCCCAAGUGGGUCCCAAACUCAUUCGCAUUUGUCCAGAAGCAGUAGGUAGCCCUUACUUAGGGAUAGUCUCCAAUCUCUUUGGGCUUUUGCAGAAGCAAUCCCUUGCUUCCCAUGUAUGCCCUGCAACACAGCCCGCUUAUAAUUUUGCACAUUCUAACGUCUUUAUGAAUAUCCCACACCCUGCAGGUCUUGCUUCUCUCACAUGCCUGGCUCCUUGUUCACACACUGCUUCCAGCCCUAACCACUGUUCAGGAAAUCUUGUUCACUCUCCUUGGGGGUUUCUUGUAGCAAUCCCCAGCCUCACUUAUGCUGUUGCCUUUCAUGGUCUGAGCUUUACUUCUCAGCUUCCUGCUUUUUAUUCCCACUCUAUUUCCCCAACCAAUACAAUGGGUUGUCUAAUUUUCCAGGGGGUGGGUCAUGGGCUCUAAACUGCUCUUCUGUCUGUUUGAGCUUAUGAACACCCCCACAGGUAGGAGUGGGGAGUAACAAUAAAUACUCUUGUCUCUACUUACCAAAUAAAUGUGUUGGAAGUCUCUGUUUUGUCAC